Epinephelus lanceolatus (giant grouper) is the source of this 1202-nucleotide messenger RNA. It is a transcript of the gene derl2, whose product is annotated as derlin 2. NCBI's taxonomy places the organism in Eukaryota, Metazoa, Chordata, Actinopteri, Perciformes, Serranidae. The record is from RefSeq and is a predicted model, not a curated record.
AAAGUGCCGGAAGCAUUCAGUUUGUCCAAAAUGGCUUACCAGACACUACAACAGGAGUACUUACAGAUUCCGGUUGUUACCAGGGCAUAUACAACCGCCUGUGUCCUCACAACUGCUGCAGUGCAACUAGAGAUCAUUACACCAUUUCAGCUAUACUUCAAUCCGGAUUUAAUUCUAAGGAACUAUCAGGUAUGGCGACUAAUAACCAACUUCCUGUUUUUUGGUCCGGUUGGCUUCAAUUUCCUGUUCAAUAUGAUUUUUCUGUACAGAUACUGUCGUAUGCUAGAGGAGGGCUCUUUCAGGGGACGCACGGCUGACUUUGUCUUCAUGUUCCUCUUUGGUGGGCUUCUGAUGACUAUAUUUGGCACUUUUGUGAGUCUGGUAUUUCUGGGCCAAGCCUUCACUAUCAUGCUGGUGUACGUGUGGAGUCGACGAAACCCAAAUGUCCGCAUGAACUUCUUUGGCCUGCUGAAUUUCCAGGCACCCUUCCUUCCCUGGGUCCUGAUGGGAUUCUCGCUCCUGCUGGGCAACUCCAUCAUUGUGGAUCUUUUAGGUAUUGCUGUUGGUCAUGUGUACUUCUUUCUGGAGGAUGUUUUUCCCAACCAGCCAGGUGGUGGUAGAUGGCUCAAGACCCCAUCUAUCAUAAAGAUGCUGUUUGACACACCAGAAGAAGAUGCCAACUACAACCCCCUGCCUGAGGAGCGCCCGGGAGGGUUUGCCUGGGGUGAAGGACAGCGCCUUGGAGGUUAAAUAUGCCCCUCGAUCGUCCCUGAUUGUCAGGUCACUUCCAAGGACAUUCCCUCAGAGAGGUGAAGGGGACAAACAUGGUCUUUGUUUUUGACUUGUUUGUUUAGUUCUGGAUGAAGAAUGCCAAACAACCAGAGCUGGUUUGAGGAUAACCGUCUGUUGUCUUUGUGUAUGGGCUUAAAUCAUCCCCAGAAACUCUUCUUGAUGCAAGAUUGUUGCUCUAAGACUAUUUGGGAGAACACAAGCUGCUCGGAUUGAACUCUGGAUGGUGAGCCUUUGGGCUUGAGUGAUGUUUGUCUUCAUCUCCAAAAAAAAAUUUGAUAUACAGUUGUCAUACGAAAGAGAAAAAAUGACAGCAGUAAAAUAGCAAAUUGAAUUAAUUCAGAUGCCGAGUGCAUUUUUUUUUCUCAUUUCACUUUUCUAAAAAAAUAAAUAAAUGUGUGUGUGGCAAAUGA